AUGGAUCCAAUUCAAGAAGCGGUUGAAUAUUCAAAUUCGCGUGAACCUGGAGAUAAUUUCUCGUACCGCAAAGUUGCUAAAAAGUUUAGAUUCAAUCGAACAACGCUAUCACGAAGACACAGAGGUGCACAGCGAUCGCGACGCGACCAGGCGCGCCAUCAGCUCUCCCUCAACCCACAACAAGAUGAUAAACUAUUAGGAUAUAUAGAAAGAUGCACAAGGGACGGCUUACCACCUACACGAAGCGUUUUAAAAAAUUUCAGCAGCGCGGUUGCGCAGCAAGAGGUCUCCAAUAGCUAG
Exserohilum turcica Et28A is the source of this 300-nucleotide messenger RNA. RefSeq lists its product as uncharacterized. Bases 1 to 300 code for a protein of 99 amino acids. The record is from RefSeq and is a predicted model, not a curated record. Lineage: Eukaryota; Fungi; Ascomycota; Dothideomycetes; Pleosporales; Pleosporaceae. The transcript has a single exon.